AGACACUAAUGGCAGAUUUGAGUGAAAUAAAUAAUAAUUUUCUAGAAUUGUUAUCUUUUAUACCAGAAAAUUUAUAUUCGCAUAAAGAGAUUAAUUUAGAUGAAAAGUACUUCAAAAAAUCUUCAAACGCUUCAAAAUUACAGUUGAAAUUGAAUAAACAGAAGUCUUUAAGGGAGAAGCUCGAUCCUGUUGUUAACGGCGAUGCUGAGAGUGAUAACCUUGAUACAAACGCUUCAAAUAUAGACGAUGAUGGUCAAUCUUUGCAAGAUUUGGCAGACUCAGACAGCUCGUCUAUUCAGCCUAUGCCCUCCGCUGGUGAACACAACAAGCUUAAGGAUAAGUUACACACCAGGUUGUUACACAUGCAGCGUAAAAGACACGGUAUAAACCCAUUAGAUAACACCAAAGACGCCUUGUUGCAAUCGAGAAGACACCAAUCUAUCAACCAGCCAAAGAAGAAGGUUCAAUUAGAUAAGAAACCUCUCUAUUUGGAUAACAAGGGCAAAUCAACACAAUCAACUUCCACAGAAGACAAGCAACAGGAUUCUUCACUUCAGUUCUCACAUUUACAGAAGAUAAACGAGAUAAAGCAACAAAAGAAGCAACCAUCAGAUCCUAAACAAGCAUUACAGCAAUUACAAGCUAAGAAACUGAAGAACAAGGAAAAGCAAUCUGCUGAUAACGACAACGAAGACGAUAAUAGUGAUUUGUGGAAAUCAGCAUCCGCCAAAGCUUCAGGUAUAAAGGUCAAUGACGACGAGGCUAGACUUAAAAAGCAAAUCAAGAGAAAGGAUAAAGUUAAAGCGAAGUCAUCCAAAGAUUGGUCAGAACGUAAGAAGAAUCUCGAGAAGAGUAUGGCUACAGCCCAGAAGAAGAAAGCUGACAAUGUCGCUAACCGCAAAUCAAAAAAUAAGUCAGCGGGUCCAUCAAAAUCUAAAAAGAGGGCUGGAUUUGAAGGCAAAAUUUCUAAUUCGAAGAAACCUACUAAGAAGUAGAAAUUUAUUUAUAUUAUAAUACAUU
Molecule: messenger RNA, 1020 nt
Organism: Wallemia mellicola CBS 633.66
Lineage: Eukaryota; Fungi; Basidiomycota; Wallemiomycetes; Wallemiales; Wallemiaceae
Exons: 1
Coding region: 9-995 (328 amino acids)
Biological process (GO): ribosomal small subunit biogenesis; ribosomal large subunit biogenesis
Cellular component (GO): nucleolus
Molecular function (GO): DNA binding; RNA binding
Source: RefSeq, a predicted model, not a curated record